CCUAUAAACGUCUGUCUCUUUUCUUCAUUGGUCUGCUCUGCUAGGGUUUUAGUUGUCGGAAAACGAAGAAGCCAUGAUGGCAUUUUCUAGGGCUUUCGGAGGAUACCGGACACUGAUGGCGAAGGCGACGACUAAUGCAGCGGCUACUGGUAUUUCAGCUGGUAAAGAAGGAAAAUAAAUACUAAAGACUGUUCCGGUCUCGAAGACGCUGGCUAGCUUCGCCGGAGAGAGCGAACUCUCUCGUGCCACCGCCGUGAAGAAAGUGUGGGAGCAUAUCAAGAGUAACAACCUCCAGAAUCCGGAGAAUGGGAAGGAGAUAAUAUGCGAUGAUAAGUUGAAGACGAUUUUUGAUGGCAAAGACAAAGUUGGAUUCACUGAGAUCGCCAAGCUCUUGUCCCCACAUUUUCCUAAGUCGGUCUGAUGAUUUGCUGAUGUUUUCUAUCUAAAUGAUCCAAGCAAUAGUUUUUCUUUCUCUCAGUUAAUUUUAGAUGAUUGUACAUUAUAUGAUGGAAAAAAAGAAUCAGCAAAUCUCUGCUGGUUACAAUUUAUAAUUCUGUUUGACUUUGGAUCUUUUGAUAUUUGUGUUCUUGCUUGAUCAAUCGAGUCAACUUUUCCCA
Messenger RNA from Raphanus sativus (radish), 617 nucleotides. RefSeq names its product upstream activation factor subunit UAF30. The transcript has 2 exons. Gene Ontology annotation, cellular component: nucleus. NCBI's taxonomy places the organism in Eukaryota, Viridiplantae, Streptophyta, Magnoliopsida, Brassicales, Brassicaceae. The record is from RefSeq and is a predicted model, not a curated record.